CUUAUAUCCAACUGCAGUUUUAUUCGAUCGCCACUACAACUGCCACACAGAACAAUUCGGACUCAAACUCAAACAUCAAUAUCACUAUCACCCAAACUACCAACUCAAAUUACAUCCUUGGCUAAACUCAAUCAAAAUGCUCUUCACAACCAUUCUCCCCUUCACUCUCCUCACCGCCGUCCUCGCUUCCCCGGUACCCGUCCCCGCCUCUACCUCCCCAAUCUCCACCUGCUCCACCCUCACCACUAAACUCGAUUACUACCAAGGCUACCAAUCUCCAUCCCAAUGCGGCAUCAAUGUUUCCUCAGGCAACAUCACCGCUGGUGUUUGCGUCAAUAUCGUAACUCAAGGCAUCAUGCUUUUUCCGGCUGAUACGGAUUGCACCUAUAGUAUCUGGAAAGGAGUCACCGAUUGUAGUGGUGGUGUUACUCAGACUUUUGAUUUGGGAGUCUCGCAGCAGGGUGUGCAGAGUGUGGGAACUUGUGUUGGAACGGGAGUUAUGGAUGGGGGGAGAUUUUAUCAUGCUAGUGGAUUUUUGAGUUGUGGAUGCAACUAG
This is a messenger RNA of Botrytis fragariae, 556 nucleotides long. RefSeq lists its product as uncharacterized. The transcript has 2 exons. The record is from RefSeq and is a predicted model, not a curated record. NCBI's taxonomy places the organism in Eukaryota, Fungi, Ascomycota, Leotiomycetes, Helotiales, Sclerotiniaceae. Bases 137 to 556 code for a protein of 139 amino acids.